This is a messenger RNA of Poecilia reticulata (guppy), 1243 nucleotides long. The record is from RefSeq and is a predicted model, not a curated record. NCBI's taxonomy places the organism in Eukaryota, Metazoa, Chordata, Actinopteri, Cyprinodontiformes, Poeciliidae.
AUGUUACGCUUCAGUAAUUCUACGUCUAACCAAUGGAACCACAACCAGUUAUUCCUCGCCGGCCUCUCACUGCUCUACCUGUCCUUUGUCUUCAGGUCGGUGGGCGGGGCAUCGCUGCCAGGACACCUGAGCAAUCCGUCCACCAGGUGGCGCCGGUCUGCGUCUCCAACUCGCCGCCUGCGGUUCGAGGAUGAGACAGAGACGGAGGCAGAGUCUCGUUACCUGGAGCGGCAGCAGGGGACAGGUGUCCAGGUGUCCAAACCGGACCUGAACCAGCUCAACGUCAGAGGAAGACCGGCGAUGAUGGUGGCGAUGUCUGGAGCCCAGCUGGACUGCCACCUCACUCUGCGUCCACCUGUAGCCCAGGUGAGGGGGCGGGGCCUGAACAGACCCCUCCUCCAGGUGCGGACGGAGGUCCUCAAAGACUCUUAUAUCGGCUGCAUCUCACCUGCUGACUCAGCUGAAGACAAAGCCCCGCCCACCUCAGGUAGCCCAGAUGGACACCGCAGACAUCCAAUCAGAGAAGAGCUGCACAGUGUUGUUUCACAUCCUGGGCGAUUCAGUAGAGCUGGACCCUCUCGUCUCUCUCUGCAUCGCCUUUUCUCCUCGGUCAAACUGAGCAAGACUCAAACCGCCAGCCUUGACCGACUGGUUCCCCCGGUUCCUGACCGUCUUCCCAGUGACGGCAGGAACUGCAGCCUGUGGAAGAAAUCUCCUUCUGCUCAGUCUCUCAGUGGGGCGCUGGGACUGCAAAUGAAGAAGUCGUCAUCAGUGCAGAGUUUUGGUUCUGAGGAGAGCAAGAACUGCAGCGUAGAUUACAGACCAGCUGAUGUAAGUCAGCUGACCACCGUCCCACCCAAUCACAGCUCAGUUUCCUCCCUGUCUGUCCAUCCAUGUCUGAGGUCAGAGGUCAUCGGUCGGUCCCGCUCAGGGUUCUGAUGGAAAUGAGUGGACCAUCAGAUCAGAGCCGACUGAUGAUGAGCCACAGGGCAGAGCGAGCUUCCAAACUGGAAACCACUGAAACCAGUUUAGUUUGCAGCGCUGAAUGUAACUAAUGGAAUUAAUGGCACCUGAUUUUUUUUUUUACAGUCUAAUCCCUCUUUAGAAACAUUUUGUCACCCCCUGGUGUUCACUGGUGGAAUAACACAAAACGAAGUGGACUGGAGUUGGACCAACAACUGCUGUUACUGGGUUGAUUCAAUGGAUAUUAAACUGGAUUAAAUAAAACUUUUUGUACUUUUGA